AUGGCAGAGGGUGUCGUGUUGGAUGGUAACMGGACAAAGACAAUCGACACGGAUUCUAGGUCUGUACUUACAAACAAUAUUACGACAACACAUUGCUUUGUUCGACACUCAGACCAUCGCCGGCGACGUCGCCGGCCGGAUGUCUGCUGUGCUGACACUGUUCUUGUUGAAGAUGCUGAAAAGGUCAUUUCACACCCGCCCAUCAACCCGAACCCGAAGGACACCGGGUUUCUGAAUUUGGGUUUUCCGGUUGCAGACAAUUUCGACGUCGUUUUGAUGAUUGUCGGAACGGUGGCCGCCGUCGGCAACGGGCUGUCGCAGCCGGCGGUGAUUCUCAUUUUUGGAGAGCUUGUUAAUUCCUUCGCCUUCUCCGUUAACAAUUCCGUCACGAAGGAAGUGACUAAGACAAUUGCUUUGGCUGGUGAAGGUGGGAGUGGAAAAUCAACUAUUAUUAAUCUGAUAGAGAGAUUUUAUGAUCCUGACGAAGGUUGUGUUCUUCUCGAUGGAAUAGAUAUAAAAAGACUCAAACUUAGUUGGUUGAGACAACAAUUAGGUUUGGGACAUGCCACUGAGGAAGAGAUAAUUUUAGCAACGAAACUAGCUAAUGCACACAACAUAUAUUCAUUGCCUAAUGGCUACGACACCGUUGUGAGCGAAAGAGGUAUGCAGUUAUCUGGAGGACAAAAGCAGCGGAUAGCCAUUGCAAGGGCCAUAUUGAAGGAUCCGAAAAUCCUUUUGCUUGAUGAAGCAACAAGCGCACUCGACACUGAGUCAGAGCAUGUUGCACAAGAUGCAUUAGAAACAGUGAUGGUGAAUAGAACAACCGUCAUUGUUUCUCACCGACUCACUACCAUCAAAGGAGCUAACAUUAUAGUAGUGAUGAAGAAUGGGGAGAUCAUUGAAAAAGGAACGCAUGAAACUUUGAUGAAAAACACGGAUGGGACAUGUGCAUCUUUGUUGGUCCUUCAUAUGGGUUCUUGA
This is a messenger RNA of Momordica charantia (bitter melon), 981 nucleotides long. The record is from RefSeq and is a predicted model, not a curated record. NCBI's taxonomy places the organism in Eukaryota, Viridiplantae, Streptophyta, Magnoliopsida, Cucurbitales, Cucurbitaceae.